Messenger RNA from Gadus morhua (Atlantic cod), 1735 nucleotides. RefSeq names its product neuronal acetylcholine receptor subunit non-alpha-2-like. The coding region runs from base 16 to 1353 and encodes 445 amino acids. Lineage: Eukaryota; Metazoa; Chordata; Actinopteri; Gadiformes; Gadidae. Gene Ontology annotation, biological process: monoatomic ion transmembrane transport. The record is from RefSeq and is a predicted model, not a curated record. Gene Ontology annotation, cellular component: postsynaptic membrane. Gene Ontology annotation, molecular function: transmembrane signaling receptor activity; acetylcholine-gated monoatomic cation-selective channel activity. The transcript is spliced from 5 exons.
GUGGAGGACGCCCUCAUGAGGAGGCUGUUCCUAGGGUACCAGCGGUGGGUGAGGCCCAUCCAGCGCGCCAACGACACUGUCAGGGUGCGCUUCGGACUCAAGAUCUCCCAGCUGGUCGACGUGGAUGAGAAGAACCAGCUGAUGACGACAAACGUGUGGCUGUGGCAGGAGUGGAUCGACUACAAGCUGCGUUGGAACCCAGCGGAGUACGGAGGGAUCACCUCAAUCAGGGUUCCCUCAGAGAGCAUCUGGCUCCCAGACAUCGUCCUCUACAAGAAUGCGGACGGCCGCUUCGAGGGCUCCCUCAUGACCAAGGUCAUCGUCCGCCACACGGGGGCGGUCACCUGGACGCCACCUGCCAGCUACAAGUCGGCCUGCACCAUGGACGUCACCUUCUUCCCCUUCGACCAGCAGAACUGCUCCAUGAAAUUCGGCUCGUGGACGUACGACGGCCAAAUGGUGGACCUGGAGCUGGUGGCGCCCCAGGUCGACCGCCGCGACUUCUUCGACAACGGCGAGUGGGAGAUCCUGAACGCCACAGGGGUCCGCGGCAGCCGGCGGGACGGCGUGUAUGGCUACCCCUUCAUCACCUACUCCUUCAUCCUGAAGCGGCUGCCGCUCUUCUACACGCUCUUCCUCAUCAUCCCCUGCCUGGGCCUGUCCUUCCUCACCGUGCUGGUGUUCUACCUGCCGUCGGACGAGGGUGAGAAGCUGUCGCUGUCCACCUCCGUGCUGGUGUCGCUCACCGUCUUCCUGCUUGUCAUCGAGGAGAUCAUCCCCUCCUCCUCCAAGGUCAUCCCGCUCAUCGGGGAGUACCUGCUCUUCAUCAUGAUCUUCGUCACGCUGUCCAUCAUCGUGACGGUGUUCGUGAUCAACGUGCACCACCGCUCCUCGACCUCCUACCACCCUAUGUCGUCCUGGGUGCGCCGCCUCUUCCUGCAGCAGCUGCCCCGGAUGUUGUGCAUGAGGGGCCACACCGACCGCUACCAGUACCCCGAGCUGGCCCCCGAGAGCCCCGUGCUCAAGCCCCACCCCGGAGGCCGGAGAGGGAGGAGUCCGAGAGGGGGGGGGGACCCGGGGGGCCCUGCGGAGGGGGAGGGGCCCUGGGAUGACAUGCUGAAGACGGCCACCUAUUCUGUGCGCUACAUCAGCCGACACAUCCGCAAGGAGCACUUCAUCCAGGAGGUGGUGCAGGACUGGAAGUUCGUGGCCCAGGUGUUGGACAGGAUCUUCCUGUGGGCCUUCCUCAUUGCGUCCAUACUUGGAACCAUCCUCAUCUUCACCCCAGCCCUACAGAAGUUCCUCUCGUCUCCUCCUCCGGUUAUGAUGAGGGAGGAGCCACCCUCCAACUGAGGAGCACCGGCAUAGCACUCGUCUACGCCCCCAAGGGGAUCCACGUUCAGAAGAACCAUCUAGAACAAACCGGACACCAUCUAGAACAAACCGGGAGGAGCACGGCGUCCUCGGAGUCUGCCCCUCGUCACAGUUUGAGUCGACCCUUCGGCCCCUUAGGACCUGAUCUCUCAUGUUAAUUUGGUCCACAACGAGCUGAAUGGCAGCUAAGUAGCCUUGUGACAAUAUUAUUGGUCUGUUUUACAGUUUUAGAACACUAGCAGAUUAUAGGACAAACAUUACCUUCAGGAAGAUCUUUCUCUGUUGUUUAAAAUAUAAUGCAGUAGUUACCAACGCUUAUGUAAGGCACUGAAUAAAAUUGGACUUUAUUAUGGCAAGAAGA